AUGGGCAACACUUUCAGGACAAUAGUUGCUUUUCUGCCUUCUGACAGCUGCCAGAAAUAUAUUCUGGGGGACCUUGAAGAGAUGCCAACUGAUAAAAUGGUGGAUUUGAGCGGCAGGCAAAUAAGACGGUUUCCUUUGUGCAUUUGUUCUUUCAGGGAGCUGGUCAAGCUGUACUUGAGCGAUAACAAACUGAAUCAUCUACCACCUGAGUUAGAACAGCUACAAAGCCUCCAGAUCCUGGCACUGGAUUUCAACUUCUUCCAAACACUGCCCCCCGUUGUGUGCACCUUGAAACAACUGUGUAUCCUUUACCUAGGCAACAACAAGCUAGGAGACCUGCCUGCAGAGUUACGUCAGUUACAGAACCUCAAGACGCUAUGGAUAGAGUCCAAUUGCCUGUACCACCUGCCCAGCGUGGUGUGCGAGCUGAAGCACCUCAAGACCCUGCAUGUUGGAUCCAAUGCACUGCGUGCCCUGCCUGGGCAGCUGCAAUAUCUGAAGGAACUGCGUACCAUCUGGCUUUCCAGCAACCAGCUGACGGACUUUCCACCUGUGCUCCUGCACAUGCCAUUCUUGGAGGUGAUUGAUGUUGACUGCAAUGCCAUCCGCGACUUCCCCAAUCUCGUGCACCUUACUGGCUUGAAGCUGGUGAUUUAUGACCACAACCCAUGUAGAAAUGCACCUAAGGUGGGUAAGGGAGUGCAUAGGGUUGGAAGGUGGUCUGAGGAGAGCCCGGAGCCUAGAAAGAGAUCUGGUUUAGGCAGAGACAAAGGAUCUGAAGACAUCAAUUCCCUUCUGCCGCCACCUCCUCUUUCCUGCAAGCUGUCUCAUUCCAAUUAA
This is a messenger RNA of Varanus komodoensis (Komodo dragon), 840 nucleotides long. RefSeq names its product leucine rich repeat containing 10 (gene LRRC10). The transcript has a single exon. The record is from RefSeq and is a predicted model, not a curated record. Gene Ontology annotation, molecular function: protein binding. Lineage: Eukaryota; Metazoa; Chordata; Lepidosauria; Squamata; Varanidae. The coding region runs from base 1 to 840 and encodes 279 amino acids.